AUUUCAUGGACUUUGGUUGCUUAAUAUUCAAAUGAAAUUGGAACUACGUUUGUAUGAAGCGAGUGACGGAGAGACUCCUCUUAACAUAACGACAUAAUAUUAUGUUUCAACGGACUGUCGCGAAUGGGGAAUCCAAAAUAAUUUUCAGAGAGUAACAAAUUCAGAAUCCUUACAAAUCUAUAUUCAUAUCCUUAAGAUGUACAUUAAAAAUAUGCACCGUUUUACGUAAAAUAGUUUCGAAUUCAUGAAUUUUUGAGUCAUAAGAUCACCGAUCUGUUUUUGGUAUACAGUUAUGUGUUUAUUAACUCGUGUAAUAUCGUGAACAAUUAUCAACUACCUACAUAAUAUGAUACAAAAUCCCGGAUAAGUUUUCUAUAACCAUUUUUAUACGGAGAACUUCUUUAUAUUUCACUAAUGACCUAACUACGUAACUAUUUACAACACUUAUCAAGGCUAAAGUGAUUCCAAAUUUUGAGUAAUAUAUUGAUAAAAAUAUGUAGAUUUUCAUUUUUUUAUUGAAUCGGUAUAAGUUGAAAAGAAAAUAAUAAUAACGCACACCACAAACGAAUGUAAUAGCACCAUAGAUUUAAUCAUUUAUGCUAUUUUCGCAAUUUGUGUAACUAAUAAUCUUACGUUUGGUGAACGUGCACUUCCAACUUUAUAUUUUAACGAUUGCACUUACAACAACUUACUCACUAAAUGAACUUUGGCUGUCAUUCAAAGAAAUAUGCGAAAAAUGAAAUCAGUUCGCCACUGUUCACAUAUCUGGAUAAAUAAACCAAUCUCAUCAGUUAAUUUUUCUGGCUAGUGGCUCACCUUCCUCGCAUAUUUACGAUGAACAGCCAUAAUGUGGUUAGCUUGUCGACUGAAGACUUGAGAAAUAAUUGGCAAAAAGUAUUUAACGAUAUUGGCGUCAAUUCUGACGUUUUUCUCUAGCUAAAUUUAGAGUAUCUGCAUCUCUUUCUUUCUAAUAUUGCUAAAAAAGGACGGAAAAUGAAUUUAAAAUUAAGGAGGUUUGACAGUGCUAAAUUAAAUAUAUUUGUCUGACAUUUUCUUACCAAAUGGCAUAGUACAAACAGAAAUGGCAAGAAAAAGAUGCGAAUACUCAAAAUUUAGUUGCGGUCAGAAUACGAACCUUUGAAAAUACAAUAGUAAUCCACCAACAUCACAUUAACCCAAAAUAUUGUUACAAAUGCCCACAACUCUAGAAGCUUCAAGCCCAUGCGUGUUUGGGUUCUUUUGAGACAAACAUCUCUCAUUGUUUUCAUCGUUUCGUAAUUUCGAGUAAGUUCAUUUGUUUACACUACGUUAGCGUAGGUACCUUUUUUUGUUGCCUUCUUGGAAGCUUCGGGGUUGUUUACCUUCCAUCGAAUGGGACAGAAUGUCCCCGCGCGCGGAUGGAGGGCGAGCCCAGCACCUGCGGGGCAUCGCGCCAUACAAUCGGCGAACGCCGGACAAAAUAGGUCUGUGUAGAAAAAGCUAGGCUCAAUCUGAACAAUUAACUGGCAACCCUUUUUAUACACUAGUGGCGCCUCUAUCGCAAUGAUUUGUCCUCUCUCAAAAUGUCUGCCGUUGAACUCGAUCAUUUAUUGUAACUUAUUGCCUUUAAUUAUAUAAAGACUGUUUAUAGAGUAUCCGGGACUUCUUAUUUGCUUUCCACAGGUUAUGGGCGUUCAUAUAGCUAUAAAGUUUUCAGUCUAUUCGCGUUAUUUACCGAAAAGUAUCAACAAUAAAAAACUGCGUGCGUGGUAAUUUCAUAGGUUCAUGCAAGUAUGGCAAACUCCGGCAUGAACAACUUACAAUUAGAAAAAUUGUCUGGAAGAGAAAAUUACAACACGUGGAAGUUCGCAGUAAAGACAUACUUGGAGCAUGAAGAUCUUUGGCAAUGUGUGGAUCCCGAAACAAAGGAAGUCGACCCCAAGAAAGACAUUAAAGCUAAGUCCAAAAUCAUUUUGUUGGUCGAACCGACGAACUAUGUACACAUAGAAAAUGCAAAAACAGCUCGCGAAGUGUGGAAAAACCUUCAAAAUGUAUUCGAGGACUCCGGGCUGUCAAGAAAAGUAGGAUUGUUAAAAGACCUUAUAAAUACUUCCUUGGAUAGUUGUGCUAGCGCUGAAGAAUACGUCAAUAAAAUAAUGACUAUAGCCCACAAAUUACGAAAUAUUUCGUUCAAAGUUGACGACGAAUGGCUAGGUACACUCAUACUAGCCGGCUUACCAGAAAACUAUAAGCCAGUGAUCAUGGGCAUAGAGAGCUCCGGCGUUAAAAUAUCGUCGGAUUUUAUUAAGACAAGACUCUUACAAGAAGUGAAAGUUUCCGAGUCUUCUGUAUUUUUCACUAAGAAUAAACAAAACGCACAUAAUAAUAUAAUAAUAGUCUAAAAACAAAAAGCCAAAAGGAAAAGGGUCCCGCUGCUACAACUGCAAUGGCUACAACCAUUAUAAGAGUCAGUGUAAGGUCAAGAAACAGAAUACUAAUGACACCGUUUUUUUAGCUAUUUUUUCAGCCUAUACUUCCAUAGAUGAAAACAACUGGUAUAUUGACUCCGGUGCAACGAUGCACAUGUCAAGGCACAAGGACUGGAUGUAUGAUUUGCAACCACCUUCAUUUCAGAAGAUAUAAUGGGGUAAUGUAAAUAUUCAAACAAGUCUAUGCAAUGAUGAGCAUCUAAUCCAGGUGAGGAAUGUUUUAUUUAUUCCUGAACUUGCCGCUAACUUGUUAUCUGUUAGCCAGCUGACCAAAAACGGCUGUAAGUAGAAUUCACUGACAAUGGCUGUAAC
Molecule: messenger RNA, 2780 nt
Organism: Maniola jurtina (meadow brown)
Lineage: Eukaryota; Metazoa; Arthropoda; Insecta; Lepidoptera; Nymphalidae
Exons: 1
Coding region: 1773-2381 (202 amino acids)
Source: RefSeq, a predicted model, not a curated record